AUGGUCGAACACCUCGACCCGGAUGCCAUCGACUUAUCCGAGGAUCUAUCGUAUAUUAAGAGGGGAGACAUCGUUGCCCUCUCCUGCCUCACCUCCCACAAUCGAGAUGGCGUCCUGGGCAGCGAGCGCGUGUGUCUGUGCACGGAAGGGUUCGGAAAUCGGAUGUGCACACUCGAGAACGUCUCCGACAAGGAUAUUCCGCCGGAUAUCGCGAUGUGCAUGUUGUACAUCGACAACGCUCUCUCGAUGCGCGCCUUACAGGAGAUGAUGAGCGCAGAUUCCGAUCAUAAAACGACAGCUGGCGGUGCGGGUGGUCACAAAACCCUACUCUACGGCCAUGCUGUCCAGCUCAAGCACGUUCAGUCCGAAAUGUACUUGGCUUGCCUUUCCUCUUGCUCGUCGAACGACAAGCUUGCUUUCGAUGUCGGUGUGCAGGAAACGAACGAGGGAGAAGCCAGUUGGUGGACGAUUCAUCCUGCAUCCAAGCAGAGGAGCGAGGGAGAGAAGGUUCGCGUAGGCGACGAUGUGAUUCUCGUCUCUGUCGCGACGGAACGAUAUUUGCACAUGGCUUACAAUAAAGGCUACAUGGUGAUCGCUUCCUUCCAUCAGACCCUGUGGAAUAUCUGCCCCGUCAGCGCCGGAAGCAUCCGCACAAGGAAUAUGGGAUACCUCUUCGGCAAUGACGUCGUCCGCUUCUUCCACGGUAAUGACGAGUGUCUCACCAUCCCGGAGAACUGGAGUGAACAUCCCCAACACAACAUGGUCAUCUACGAGGGCGGCAGCUCCGUCACGCAGGCUCGAAGCUUGUGGAGAAUGGAGCUCUGUCGAAUGAAGUGGCAUGGAGCACUGGUUGGAUGGGAACAGAACUUCCGCAUCAGACAUAUCACUUCCGGAAGGUAUUUGGGAGUGAUCGAUAACCUCGUACAACUCCACCACAAAGAAAAAGCCGACUUCGACUUGACGGCUUUCAUCAUGUUCCAGAAUAAAGACUCCAAGAAGAUCGUUCAAGAUGAAAAGGAAGAAGAAGGAAUGGGACCUCCAUCAAUCCGAUACGGGGAAACAGAUGUCUUCAUCAAGCAUUUAAAAACCAAUGCUUGGUUGUCCUACCAGACAAGCGAGGUCACAAAGAAGGGUCUCGGAAAAGUGGAAGAAAAGAAAGCUGUAGCACAACAAGAAGGGCAUAUGGAUGAUUGCUACAUCCUUUACACAGCCCUCGAAGAAGAGAGCAAAUCCGCACGGGUCAUCAGAAAAUGUUCGUCGGUGCUCAACAAGUUCCUGAAGGGCAUUGAGGCAUUACAAACCCAAGGCAAUCAAUCGCCGGAUUGGAUACGUGUCGAUUUGAAUGAGGUGUUGAAACUGAUGGAGGAUUUGAUACAGUACUUUGCACAGCCCGAUGAGGACUUCGAAUUCGAGGAAAAGCAACUCCACCUACGCGCCCUGCGUUCGCGCCAAGAUCUAUUCCAAGAGGAAGGCGUCCUCAACAUGAUUCUCGACACCAUCGACAAGUUCUCGCAAAUGGAGGCUCUGCCCGAUUUUGCUGGGUUGAUUGGAGAGGAGACCCACGAACGAUGGGAACAAAUCUCAACGUAUCUCUACUCUCUAGUGGCGACGAUGAUCAAGGGAAACCAUUAUAACUGCGCUCAAUUCGCAGCUGCCCAACGCUUGGAUUGGCUUUUCGGUCGAUUGUCUAAUCCACAAUCCGCGGAAGGAAUUCUUGAUGUGCUCUAUUGUGUACUCACUGAAUCUCCAGAAGCGUUGAAUAUGAUCAACGAGGGGCAUAUCCGCUCUGUUAUUUCGCUGCUCGAGAAAGUGGGACGGCAACCUAGGGUGUUGGACGUGCUGUCAUCGUUAUGCGAAGGAAACGGGAUGGCUGUGCGUUCGUCGCAGAAUCUGAUUGCUCAAUUUUUGUUGCCUGGAAAGGAUCUGUUAUUGCAAACAGCUAUGCGAGACCAUGUCAGCAGCAUGAUGCCAAACGUGUUGGUGGGCGUUGUUGAAGGGUCAGCAUUGUUCAGAAAAUGGUAUUUUGAAUGCGAGAUUGAACACAUCGAACAAAUGACAAAAGAAGUCCCCUACCUUAGAAUCGGAUGGGCCAACUCGAACGGCUUCAAACCUUUCCCGGGGAGUGGCGACAAAUGGGGCUGUAAUGGAAUCGGUGAUGAUUUCUACUCCUACGGUUUCGACGGAAAAUCGAUUUUCUUCGCCGGAAAAGGCCGGAAGAUCGGAACAAGGCGAUUGAGAAAAGGAGACGUCGUUGGAUGCGCUCUCGACCUCACUGUCCCAGAAAUUCGUUUUACGUUGAAUGGCCGCGAGACAACCGGGCAUUACCGAAAUUUUAACGUUGAUGGGUUCUUCUUUCCGGUGAUGUCACUCAGCGCGAAAGUCAGUUGUCGUUUCAUCUUUGGUGGUGACCAAGGACGACUCCGGUUUGGACCACCGUCAAGUUUUUCGGCAGUUGUUGAAGCUGUUUCUGGCGAGCUAAAAAUCGCAGAAUGCCUGUCGUUUGGUGAUUUGCCGAAAAACGUCUACUGCGGCCCAUCGACGAUGCUCAGUUUCGACCCAUUCGUCCCGAGACCUGUCGAAAUUGGGAUGGUGCAACUCCCACACUUUGCUGUCGAGAUCCAACAGCAAUUUGCUGAAAAUCUGCACGAGCUGUGGGCGAUGCGCAAAAUCGAGCUUGGUUGGGAGUGGGGUGAGGCGAGAAGCGAGAGCUCAAGAAAACACCCUUGCCUUACACCAUUUGACAAAUUGCCACAGAGCGAGAAGCUGUACAACAUCAAUUUGGCAACGGAUACGCUGAAGGCGAUAGAAGCGCUAGGAUACCAUUUGAUCAAGGAUGAUCCUCCUUGUCGUCUACGGCCUGUUCGACUGCCUCCCAACUACCAACAAGGCAAUGGCUUCAAGCCUCAACCACUCGAUACCCACGAGAUCCAGCUCCCCAAGGAAAUGGAUCCCUUGAUAGAGGCACUAGCUAGAAACACGCACAAUGUCUGGGCACGCGAGAAGAUUAGGCGUGGGUGGACAUUCGGAAUGAAUGAGUUUGUUGACGCCACCCAAAAACGAUCGCCUCACCUUGUCCCAUAUGAAAACGUGGACAGUCGUAUUAAAGAAGCCAAUCGAGAAUCGGCCGCUGAAAACAUCCGCGCCCUCCAGCUCCUCGGAAUAUUCCUGGAGCAGCCGGCGCAUGAGCACGAUGAAAUGGCUGAAAAGGCCGAACAAGCCCGUCGAGACCACACUCGUACCUACAGAGCCGAGGCCACAUAUGCCGUCACAAGUGGAAAAUGGUAUUUCGAGUUCGAGGUCUUGGCCGAAGGAUUCAUGAAGAUUGGCUGGAUGGAUAUUGCCGCUUCUCCCGACAAGCAGAUCGGGCUCGAUGAUCGGAGCUAUGCAUUUGAUGGUUACCUUGGCCGGAAAUGGCAUCAGGGUGCCGAGGCUUAUGGCCGAGAAUGGAAGGUCAAAGACGUGGUCGGUUGCUUCCUGGAUCUCAACGAUAGGACGAUCUCAUUUUCGUUGAACGGUGAACUGCUGCUGGAUCCCUCCGGUUCUGAAAUGGCUUUCGAUAACGUAAUGUGUGGAGAAGGUCUUGUCCCAGCCAUGACUCUUGGAUCCGGCCAGUUAGGCCGACUGAAUUUUGGCCAAGACAGCAACUCUCUUAAAUUCUUCACCACAUGCGGUCUUCAGGAAGGAUACGAACCGUUUUGCGUCAACAUGUAUCGACAAAUGCCGCUUUGGUUUGGAAAGCAAUUGGCACGGUUUGAAGAAUUGGUCGGGCAGUCUGGCACGCAGCUUGAGGUCAACCGAAUUCCGGCUACCGGAAACAGCCCGCCAUGCUUGAAGAUUACCCAAAAACUAACCGCCAGCGAAGGGUCUGCCCUCGAAAAAUCGGCGAUGGAAUUCUUCCGGCUUUCCCUUCCCGUCAAGUGUUCAGACACAUUUGUACGAAAUAAGGACAAGGAAGCGUUGCUCCGGCAAAUGAGGGACUAUAAGGCAUCCCGAUCCCUCUCCGUCAUCUCUGGAAUCAAAGCCCCGCAAAUUCCCAAAGAAUUUGAUGAUCAGCCGGCCGAGAAAAAGCGAACGCUUUCCCGAGUCCUCGGCGGCGUCUUCAAGCAGGGAUCUCUCGAAGAGAACGAUGCCUCUUCUAGCCAUCGAACAAGACCAACCUCCUACGAAUCUGAUCAUGCUCAUGAAGUUGCUGCCGUACGCCAGUCGAUGAUGGAAUACUCCCCAGAGGAGAGGCUAGCGGCUGAGGAGCACCUCAAGGAACUUGAUCGUGACCGAAUGAAGGAGGGCAAGAAGGGCGGAAUUUUUGCUCGCUUCAGGGACUCAAGCCAAAGCCGCAAAAAAGGAAAAGACGAAAGCCGACAAACGUCGUUCAAAAAUGAGAAGACCAACUCUCGCAGCUUUGACACUGGCUCGAUCAGUGAUCUGCCCCAAUCUUCUGCAUCCGGUGGAAAGGAUGUUCUGGCCGUCUCUGGACAAACAUCAAACAUCCACCCCGAUAUGCUGGUCUCGGGCCCUGGAAGACAGCCCACCAUCAAAAAGGACAAGAAAAAGGGCAAGAAAGACAAAAAGGACGAGAAGCGAGUGUCGACUAUCGGGCUUGAGAAGCUGCCUGACAGCAUUUUGGCAGAAGAUGACUCGGCUGCGAUGCUGGCUUUUGCUGAAAAGGUUGACGAGUACUACUACGGUAUUCGGAUCUUCCCGGGACAAGAUCCGGCAAACGUUUGGGUCGGCUGGGUAACUCCACAAUACCAUUACUACUCGGAGACCUUUGACGGCCAUGAAGGAGUCCGAAAAUGUCGCUACAGUGAGAUGGACCAUCAUGGAACUACGGUUGAUAGUGCCGAAUUCCGGAGCUGUUAUAUGCUGAACGUCUCCGAGCUCCUACAGACCGUCUCUGAUGCUGGCAACACCAAGGUAUCGGGAACUCUGGUGGGUUGCGUCGUCGACACUUCCAUCGGAGAAUUGACCUUCCAAGUCGGCGGUCAAGAGACGGGUCAUCGUUUCAAGCUCGAGCCCGGCGCAAUGCUAUUUCCUGCCGCUUUUGUCACACCAACGGCUCAGGAAGUGUUGCAGUUUGAGCUCGGCCGUGUUAAGAAUACGUUCCCUCUCUCAGCUGCCCUGUUCAAGUCGUCUCAAAAGUCGUUGUUGCCUUCGUGCCCACCACGCUUGACAAUCGAGCGUCUAUCUCCAGUCUACUGGGGCCGUGUCCCCAACGAGAUGCUUCGAACAACGGCCCUCAAGCUCAGCGACGUUAGAGGAUGGUCUGUACUAUGCAACGACCCGGUCCGUAUCCAAGCAGUCUACGUACCAGAAAAAGACCUAUCAUUUGACAUUCUAGAGAUGAUCGAACUGCCAGAAUUGCUCGAUUUCCACAGACAGACGAUGAGCCUCUACUGUAAACUGGCCGCUCACGGAAACCAAAAAGUCGCGCACAUCCUCUGUACGCACGUUGACGAGGAUCAGAUUAUGUAUGCCGUGAAGAGUCACUAUUUAUCGGGUCCAAUGCGACAGGGUUUCCACGAGCUUCUCAUUGCCCUCCAUCUGCAAUCAAAUACCUCGGCCCGGGAAAGCUUUGCGAAGGAAUACGUAAUUCCUCUUGUAAAAGAACUGGAAACCCGGAACGUAUACGAAUCGGAUGUAGAGGUCCGAUACCCACACAUUAUGGGUCAACCCGUUAGUAUGCUCCCAGUGAUGGUGUCUGAGCCUGUCAAGACAAAUGUCACCAGGGACGACGAGAUGAAGCUAAUGGCUCCACAAAUCAACCUCGAUGCGCUGAAGAACCACGUGAUAACGGCACUUCGAAGCGCAACGGAACAUGCAGUCAUGAAUUGCCGCGAUCUGAUUGGCGGUGACAACCUACACCACUUUGAACCCCUCCUCAAGCUGUUCGAUGCAAUGCUAGUCAUCGGUCUUUUCGGCGACGAUGAAAUGGAGAUUCUUCUGAAACUAGUUCACCCCGGCUACUUUGAUGAAGCCUGGGAAGCCGGAACCACCCAAAAAGGACUGACUGAAAUCGACUUGGCCGAAGGUGUCAAGCUGCAGUUGGUCAAUAUUCUUGACCAUCUCUGCGACGUGCAGCUCCGCCAUAGGAUCGAAAGUCUGAUCGGGUUUUCUGCUGGCUACGUUGGAGACUUGCAACAAGAUCAAUGUCGACGUUAUGUCGAAAUCAAACAAACCGACAUGCCACCAGCCGAAGCUGCCCGACGCACCAAGGAAUUCCGAUGCCCGCCUAAAGAACAAAUGUUCAGGCUGCUGAAAUGCAAGGUGAAAGAAGAGAAAGAGGCACUUCUCGACGAUGAGGUAGAAUACGAUCAGUGCCCAAUGUCGGAAAAUCUCCAGGACCAACUUCGCGAAUUCUGCGAGUUGCUUGUUAGCAAGAUUGGAAAUGCUGAUGAGGAAGCGGCUGGAGAAGAAUUGGCUCUUAUUGAAGCUGAAGACGGCUCUUGGGUAGACUCCCUAGCGCGCGUUGUGGUAUCAGUCCCUCCACCACUUGAAAACGCCCAAGGGGACCGGAACCUACGCAGUGGCACUGACAACUUCAAGGGAAUGAUUGUUGCCAUGCUGAAGGGCUGGGCAAUGAGCUCCUUCAUCGAAAGUCCAGAGCUCAUCCGCCGUAUGUUCCACCUUCUCCUCCGUCAGUAUUCUGGCGUCCGUGAACUCCGUGAUGCCAUGGCCCAAGCGUAUGUAUUCCAUGAACGGAAUGCGCUUGACGUCCAGGACUUCAUCAUCUACCUUGUACAGAUCCGACAGUUGCUUACGAUUCAAUUCGAGCAAACCGAAGAGGUCAUCUUGAAACGCGGAUUAUGGAAAUUGAUGAACAAUCGCAUCUUCUUCCAACACCCCGACUUGAUGAGGUUACUAUCCGUUCACGAAAACGUGAUGACAAUCAUGAUGAAUAUUCUGACAGCCCAGCAAGGAGCUGUGACAGAUCAUGAAGAUGAUGGCAAGGAGAAACAGCCGGUGAAGGAUUCGUCGGAAAUGGUUGUAGCCUGUUCUCGUUUCCUGUGCUACUUCUGUCGAACGUCGCGACAAAAUCAGAAGGCCAUGUUCGAGCAUCUCUCAUUCCUUCUCGACAAUGCCACCAUGCUGUUGGCCCGACCCAGCCUGAGGGGAUCAGUCCCGUUGGAUCUGGCCUAUGCCACAUUCAUGGACAAUAAUGAGCUGGCUCUUGCGUUGAAGGAAGAGGAACUAGACAAGAUCGCCGUCUACCUCAGCCGCUGCGGUCUUCAGCCCAACUCCGAGCUAUUGGCCCGGGGUUAUCCGGACAUCGGCUGGGACCCAGUGGAGGGAGAGCGUUACAUCGAUUUCUUCCGCUUCUGCGUUUGGAUUAAUGGCGAAAAUGUGGAAGAAAACGCGAAUCUCGUCAUCCGCUUGCUCAUCCGGCGUCCAGAAUGUCUGGGAGUGGCGUUGAAAGGCGAAGGCCAAGGCUUGUUCGCCGCCUUCAAAGAAGCCAUCACAUUGUCUGAAGACAUCCGGGUGUUGGCUGAAGAGAACAAUCCAAUGAUGCUCCGAUCGGGCCUUCUCGGGGAUGUUCCAUCAUACCCCUCGGCUGAAGCGGAGGGGGAAGACUACCUCGAUCUCGGGGCAGCUACCCUCGAUUUCUACUCUUCCCUUGUGGAUCUGCUCGCUAAAUGUGCGCCCGAUCCGUCAUCUAUUCAGGCCGGAAAAGGAGAUUCGGUUCGAGCUCGAGCCAUCCUUCGCUCACUGAUUUCCCUUGAUGAUCUCGGGCAAAUUUUGUCACUACGAUUCUCGAUCCCUAACCUCGCGCUCCCAUCAGAUGAUUCCGGACCGCUUCCUGGGCUUCUACCAAAUCAUAAGGGAAGUGUGUUGCUCUUCCUGGACCGUGUCUACGGGAUAGAUCAUCAGGAUAUGUUGUUCCAGUGCCUUGAACAAUCAUUCCUUCCCGAUCUCCGUGCGGCUACAAUGAUGGACUCGCCUCGUGCCCUCGAAUCCGACACUGCGUUGGCCCUAAACCGUUACUUGUGCAACUCCGUACUCCCUCUCCUCACCAACCAUGCUCACUUCUUCGCCGACGCCGAACAUCACGGCGCCCUUCUUGAUGCUACCCUCCAUACGGUCUAUCGCAUGAACCGCUUGAAGUCGUUGACCAAAAAUCAACGAGAAGCUGUAUCCGACUUCCUGGUGGCCAUCACCAAGGAGCUGCCACCGGUGAUGAUGAUCAAGCUCUUGAGAAAAGUCAUCAUCGAUAUCAAGCAAAUGCAUGAAUAUGUCCUUGUGCCGCUCCGGCUGAUGACCCUGCACUACGAACGAUGCGGAAAGUACUACGGAAACGGCAAUCUAUACGGUGUCGCUACUGAGACCGAGAAGCGGCUCUCCAUGCUGUUGUUUGACUCAAUUUUUGAUUCGUUGGCGACAAAGCCAUACAAUCCGGAGCUGUUUGGCAAAGCCUUGCCAUGUUUGACAGCAAUCGGAUCGGCCAUUUCUCCCGAUUACGCCCUGACCCAAUCGAUCGAGGAUCAGAAACUGUUUGCUGGGGAGGAUGAGGGAACCUGGGUCCCGAGACCCACCGACCUCAGUCGACACGAAUUGGGCAACGAGUUGAAUACAAUGGUGACCAAAUUCGCAGAGCACUUCCACGAUAGCUGGGCAAGUCGAAAGCUCGAAAAAGGAUGGGCCUACGACGAGUUGUACUCUCGGCCCAACCAAACGCAUCCUCGAUUGAAGCCUUUCGCUCAACUACGUGAUUUUGAAAAAGGCUUCUACAAGGACCGCUGCGCCGAAUUGAUCAGAUCCCUACUGGCGUGGGGCUACGAGAUCCAGAUGGCUGAUCCUGAUGCGGCGGACCGAGCAUCAAACGCCCACAAUCCUUCAGGCACCUGCGCCUCUGACUUCGCCCCUAAGCCGGUUGAUCUCAGUAGCAUGACCCUUGAGAAGGAUAUGACAACUGUCGCUGAGAAAAUGGCUGAACAGUCCCAUCUCGUUUGGGCCAGAAAGGUCCUCAACGACCUGAAUGCCAAGGGAGGAAAUAUGCCAACAGCCCUUGUACCCUGGGAUCUGCUCACUGAUUCGGAGCGCCGCAAGGAUAGAUUCCGUGCGGCAGAGAUUCUGAAGUUCUGGCAAUACCACGGCUACCACGUGCAGAAGGUCGAAAAACGAGACAGCCACCAAGCUUCCCACAAAAUGGAAGGGGAACGCAGUGGAACCGUCGAGAAACGCUUUGCCUAUAACCUGCUCGAAAAGCUACUCCAAUACCUCGAGCAGGCUUCUGUCAAGAUGAAGUCGGUGAAGCCCAGUCAAGAGUUGACUCGGCGGAACUCAUUCCGAAAAGAAGGUCAAGAUGUCAAGUUCUUCGAAAAGGUCGUCUUGCCGAUGAUGCACGCAUAUUUCAAUGCACAUAAGGGAUACUUCUUGGAGGGUAGUUCUAUGGUCCAGACCGGCACCGCUUCCACAAAGGAAAAAGAAAUGGUGGCCAAUUUGUUCUGCCGACUUGCCGCGUUGUUGCGCAUUAAAAAUCGGGCUUUCGGAUCUGUGGCCAAGAUUACGGUACGAUGCCUGCAGGGAUUGACGCAGGCAUUGGAUUUGCGUACACUCGUCAAAGUGAACUCCGACAUCGUCCGUACGUCGCUGCUCACCUUCUUCAACAACAGCGCUGAUGAUCUGUUUGCGGCUGUCAAAGAACUGAAGGAGAACGGACAAUACUCGCUGCUUCGGGGAGAAAACUUGAAAUCUUGGAUCUCACUCGAAUUCGCCCACCAGAUGAUCAUUCCUGUGCUGACAACUAUGUUCAACCACAUUUCGAAGAAUCACUUUGGCACAGAUCUGCUACUGGACGAUAUCCAGGCAGCGUGCUAUAAGAUCCUGGACAGUCUCUACAUGGUCACCGGUCUAACUGCAACGGCUGCUCAACGGAAAAGCAUCCAUUACGAAACUGAUAAGCAUCGUCCGGGACUUGGACAAUGCCUUUCCGCCUUCGCAUCGUGCUUCCCGGUGGCCUUCCUUGAAGGCGACUUCAACAAGAACAACAAGCACUCAGUCUUGGCAAAAUCUGCUGACCAAUCGGUGCAGGUGCAAGAGAUGUUGCACAGCCUUUCCGCGCAUAUCCCACAGCUCGAUAAGAUGCUCAACGAUGUCGAGCAGGUAUCCCUCGCUUCGGUCACCUACGCAGAAAGCCCAAACGUGUUCGACGUUGAUCUCCCCCUCCUGUGCUCUUACCUGGCCUACUGGUGGCAGUUGGGACCUGAUGGUGCGAGAUCUAAGGGCGACUCAGCAGAUGUGAAUGCACUUCCGAUAACUUCCGUAAAUUCGGAGCACAUAAAUCGGGUGUUCACAACUCUUCUACGUAUGAUGAAGAUGCACGUGGGAGUGGAGAAUGCGCCGUGGUUGCUACGCGUCAACUUCUUCGCGGUUCCGAUUAUCCAGAUGGUCACAUGUGAUCCGGUCAAGGAGUUCAUGCUGCCAAUUGCGGAACGUCUGCGUCGUAUUGCCGAACGAGCAUAUAAAGACGAAGAGCAUAUGCGGACACAUCCCGACGAUGCGGAUGAGGGAACUGUGGCAGAAGACAAUGCUCGCCUCGUCCGUGACACCUAUGCCUUCUUCCCGUUGCUCAUGAAAUAUACGGAUCUACACAGAGCUCAUUGGCUCAAACAACCGUCAUGGGAAACUGAUGGUGUUUAUGAAAAUGUGGCAGUGAUCUUCCGUAUCUGGAGUCAGAGUCAACACUUCAAGAGAGAAGAACUGAACUACAUGUCCCAAUUCGAAGAAGACCAGGCGCUUGGAAGUGGCGAAAUGAAAACGGGCAAGGCAGCCAUCGCCGAGCGCAAAAAGAAGCGCCGCGAGGGCCAGGUGAAAAAGGACAAGCAUGCGAACUCGAUUGUGAUCGCUUGCCUGAAAAGGUUGCUUCCGGUGGGGCUGAACGUCUUCGGAGGCCGCGAGCUAGACAUCGUGCAACAGUCCAAGGAGAAGUUCAUCCAGAAAGAACCGGAAGAUAAGAUCAGGGAAUUCAUCAAGAGUCUACUGGAUAUCCCGGUUAAGACCGAUCCAACGGACAAGAACGCUUGGCAACUGUCGCUGUACCGCAAAAUUGGUAAAAGCCAAAUGCGCGGAAAGGACGAGAUGACCCACGAUGCGGUUGUCGAAAAAAUUUUCAACAUGGGCCAGGUGUCCGCCAUCCUACACACGACGGAGCACCCGCAAAUGAUGGCCUCUCAAGCUUGGAAGAAAAUGGUGUCGACGCAACGGAAACGGGCCGUCGUCGCCUGUUUCCGUAUGGUUCCUCUUUACAGUGUGGAGCGACAUCGUGGAAUCAACUUUUUCCUGCCGGCCUUUUCGGAUCUAUGGUUAGACGAAGAAGAUACUGGACAAGAUCGGUUGAUAAAGGAUAUCUGCGAGGAUAUCGAAAUCGAAGAAGCGCCCAAGAUCGAGGUCACCGACGAGGGUGUGGUAAUUACCGAAGAAAGCAAGGAGGACUCAAAACCCGACCCACUGAAGCAGCUAAUCCGAUGCUUCCAACGUGCAGCCACCAGCGAGGAAAGCCAAGCAAAAUCGAUUGCCGAAGAUGCACUCUACGUUCGAUUCGCCGAUGUGAUGGCUAAGAGUGUACACAUCGAAGAUGAUGAAGGAGAAGGAGAUGAAGAGGGUGAACAAGAUCAAGCCCAGAAAGAGGAGGCAGCUCAAGCACUUCGAGCAGAACAAGCUGUAUUGGCCGAUAGAGGAGCGGCAAUUAUGUGCCUUAUGUAUCUAUCGGCAUCUACCGGAGAACCGAAUGAUAUGGUAGCCCAUACUCUGCAACUCGGUAUUCACCUACUAUCUGGUGGUAACGUGGAUAUUCAGAAGAUCCUUAUCGAAUACCUACAGGCUAAAAAAGAUGUCCGCUUUUUCACCUCGAUUGCCGGCCUAAUGAACAAGUGUUCGGUGCUCAACUUGGAGAUGUUCGAGCGACAAAUCAAAGCCGAAGGUCUGGGAAUGGGUGCCGAGCUGGCUGCUGGUGAUAAUCAGAACCUGAAUGAUGCCGACUUCACAUGCUCGCUCUUCCGAUUCCUCCAAUUGACCUGCGAGGGUCACAAUCUGGAUUUCCAAAACUAUCUUCGCACCCAGCCCGGCCACACCACCUCCGUCAAUUUGAUCAACUGCACUGUGGAUUACCUUCUUCGGCUACAAGAGUCUGUUAUGGACUUCUAUUGGCAUUAUUCGAGCAAGGAGGUGAUCGACGAGGGCGGCAAGGAAUACUUCCUGCGCGCCAUUCAAGUGUGCAGCCAAGUCUUCAACACUCUGACAGAAAGCAUCCAAGGACCUUGUGUCGGCAACCAGAUGACCCUGGCAAACUCGAGAUUAUGGGAUGCCAUUAAUGGAUUCUUCUUCUUAUUCGCCCACAUGAUGGAGAAGCUGUACAAGAAUUCGACACAGCUUGAGCUGCUCCGCGAAUUCUUGAACUUGCAGAAGGACAUGAUCGUCCUCAUGCUGUCCAUGCUUGAAGGAAAUGUAUUAAACGGGCCGAUCGGAAAACAAAUGGUGGAUGCACUUGUGGAAUCACAGCCGAGUGUCGAGAAAAUUCUCAAAUUCUCGGAUAUGUUCCUAAAAUUGAAGGAUCUAACGACAAGUCAGGCCUUCCAAGAUUUCGACACGAACCGCGAUGGCUGGAUCUCACCCAAAGAAUUCCAACGGGCUAUGGAAUCACAAAAAAUGUACACCGUCGAAGAUAUCACCUAUUUGAUGAUGUGCACCGAUGUGAACAACGAUGGAAAAGUGGAUUACAUGGAAUUCACCGAGCGAUUCCACAACCCGGCUCGUGAUAUCGGCUUCAAUUUGGCUGUUCUGCUAACAAACCUGAAAGAACAUAUCACAAAUGAUCCUCGCCUUGAAAAGAUCAUUGAAAAGGCGCAGACCCUGCUCGAAUAUUUCGAUCCGUUCCUCGGCCGAAUCGAAAUUAUGGGAUCGUCAAAACGGGUUGAGAAGAUCUAUUUCGAAAUCCAGGAAAGCUGGCUCGAGCAGUGGGGCAAACAGCAAAUUAGGGAUUCAAAGAAUCAAUUCCUAUUCAACGUGCUUCAAGAUGAUGGUGGAGAUCAGGGCAAAUUGGAGGCCUUUAUCAAUUUCUGCGAGGACACCAUCUUCGAAAUGCAACAUGCUGCCGAGAUUUCAAGCGGUGAUGGCAACUCCAAAAUGGAGCGCGCCUUGAAACAGCGCGACUACUUUCUGCAACAAACUUCCACCGGAGAGCAAAUCUCGGAGACGUUCAAGCAGGGCUACCGAGUCGGCCUCUCAGCAGCGAAUGCGCUGAAGCCAGAGAACAUGCAGAAAACGGCACGGCAAUGGACGUCAAAACUGCGUCAAAUGACGUGGAUGCAGAUGAUCGUGGCGCUGUUCAUGACGGUGCUACGAGUUGGCAAAGGAAUAUUAUGGAUGGGAUGGCUACUAGCGCUGACCUUGUUCCGCUUUGCGUACUUCUUGACGUCGCCAGCUGAGAAGGACGAGGAGGCCGAACAAAACGCGCUGCCACCGUCUGAUACUGGCUCACCUCACCAGCCAUUCACACCACAUGUCUUCCCCGAAUUCCACCAUUCACAUACCGGUGUCGACAUGUUUGGGCUGAAUGCGGAGAAUGUGAUCCAUGUCGAGCGAUCACCACCGCCUGACCCAUCACCCGAUGAUAUACCUGAAAGUGAAGAAGCACAAGCGGAUGUCCCGCCCGAUCCCCAUCCACAUGCACAAACCAGGGCCCCCAGCAAGGCACCAAGUGUCUAUGAGUCGAUCAGUGGAGGAGCUGCAGCACAGCAGAUGGAAGCUGCCUAUGGGCCGCAUCCAGCUGAUGGUGCUUAUGAACCAAAAAUUGCCGAGAUCAACCCGGGCCGUAGCCGGGGCUCUCUCCUCAAUAUGCUCGCCAGAAACUUCAAGAUGAUCGAAAAGUUGACGCUCGGCCUGGCCUUCAUCAUCAAUGUGAUCCUGCUAUUCCAUCGUGUCGACAUCAUGCAAUCGGAUGCAGGGACUACGGAUGGAAGUGAUGAUGAUGAGGACAGCACCGAGACAAUCUACAUCAGCGGUGUUACAGUCCCAUAUGUGGAAUAUGGAGUGGAGGGAUAUAUUCUAUCUCUGCUGCUUUAUUGGAUCAGCGUGCUUCAUCUGGCUGCCUCAUUCGCGCUGCUCGUCUCUUUCUAUCAGCUGAAAAUCCCGCUCAUCACUUUCAAGCGCGAGAAGGAGGUGGCUAGAAAGCUGAUGUUUGAUGGUUGUUGGAUUACGGAGGAGGAUAACGAAGAUAUGGGGGUUGUAUCCCUGCUAACCUGGUAUUUGGAUCGCAUUGUCAUUUCGUCAAAAUCGUUCCCGAUGAAAUAUUGGGACAAAUUUGUACGUCGGAAAACGCGACAAAAAUACGGAGAUCAGGUGGACGAGGAGACCCUGGAUGCCAUCUUGGGCGAGGAUAAGCCAGCGUCAGAUACUUCAUUUGACUACAGAUACACCUGCUGGUUGUGGAUUGGCGUCAUCUUGACGAACGGUCAAUUCUUGUACAGGGUCGGAUAUUUGCUAUGCUCAGCAUUUGGCGUCUUUUCCUCGCCAUUCUUCUACGCAUUCCAUCUGAUCGACGUCGUGCUCUCCUUCCCUAUGUUAAAAGCCAUCUUACAGUCCGUCACCCACAAUUUGCAACAGCUCAUCCUUACCAUCAUGAUGACGUUGGUGGUUGUGUAUUUAUAUACCGUUAUCGCCUUCAAUUUCUUCCGCAAAUUUUAUGUACAAGAGGGAGAAGAAGGGGAAGAACCAGAUCGAAAGUGUCACAAUAUGCUUACGUGCUUCAUUUACCAUUUCUACGCUGGUGUGCGUGCCGGUGGUGGUAUUGGAGACGAAUUGGAAUCACCUUACGGCGAUGACCUGGAAUACGCAAGAAUGUUUUACGACAUUUCGUUCUUCUUCUUCGUUAUCGUCAUUCUGCUUGCCAUCAUGCAGGGUUUGAUCAUCGACGCUUUCGGAGAACUUCGUGAUCAACAAGAAUCAGCUACCGAAAAGCUGGAGUCUUCCUGCUUCAUCUGUGACAUCGGAAAAGAAACAUUUGAUAGAAUGCCAAGAGGCUUCGAAAUUCACACUACUAAAGAGCACAACUUCGCAAACUACCUGUUCUUCCUACAACAUCUUGUGAAUAAGGAUGAAACGGAGUACACGGGUCAGGAGACCUACGUACGCGAGAAAUACGACAAUCGAGACUGGGAGUUCUUCCCGGUUGGAGAAUGUUUCGUCAAGCAGUACGAAGAUCAACUUCUCCAAUCU
Mesorhabditis spiculigera is the source of this 15207-nucleotide messenger RNA. Lineage: Eukaryota; Metazoa; Nematoda; Chromadorea; Rhabditida; Rhabditidae. The record is from the annotation of a GenBank genome assembly.